Molecule: messenger RNA, 1257 nt
Organism: Ostrinia nubilalis (European corn borer)
Lineage: Eukaryota; Metazoa; Arthropoda; Insecta; Lepidoptera; Crambidae
Exons: 3
Coding region: 269-1108 (279 amino acids)
Source: RefSeq, a predicted model, not a curated record
UUUUGGUGAUUUAACUUGAUGGACCAUGUAAAAUCAUAGACAAAUCGCAGAAAAAAAAAACAAAAAAUUGGCAGCUGUGACGUUUUACUUACUGACAUUGACAUUUGGCACGAAAAUUUAAUAAAGUUUUCGGUUUUUUCGAUCAACUCCCAAGUUUUAUCAAACUUUUAUAAAACUUGGGAUUGUAUGUUCUGGAUUCUGUACCUCUUACCCUGUACUCUGCAAUAAGCUCUUACGACGACCCGGCUAGUUACAUCGGAUACUAAUUAUGUCCAUGACGAAGGAGAACAGACCGCCUAAAAGGCAACGAUCAGAAAACUGGUUGGAGGAAGAUAAGUAUUUGCUGAAAGAGUUGGUGAAAGAAAGAGUAAAUGCAAUCGAAAAUAAAAAUACAGACACUAACACGAAUAAACGGAAGGUUGCGGCUUGGGCUGAUUUACAAACAACGUUUAAUUCAAUGUGCGCUGGUAUGAACCGCUCCAUUACCCAGUUAAAAUCGCAAUGGAGCCUCAUAAAAAUCAGUGCGAAGAAAGACAAGACCAUUGCUAGGCAGGCUCAAAUUAAAACUGGCGGUGGUCCACCAUUAUCAGUGCCUGACGAUAGGGCUGAUGAUAUAGCAUCUUGGUUGCCCAAUGAAUUUGUAGUCGAUGUUAACAGAUUUGACUCGGACUCAAAUAAAAGUGAAUUAAUUAACAUUCAAGAGGAGGAAUCAACUCAAAAUACGCAAGAUCAGGAAUUGAUAAAUAAUGAAGAAAUCCAAUAUGAAUUGGUGGUACUUGAUGAAGAAAUAGAAGAUACACAUGCUUGUACUACUAGAGGCAUAUUGGAAGAUAAAGAAAAUAAAAAAGUAGAGGCAAAAGAAAAUAAAGCAAAACCUAAUUUUAAAGCACCAGCAAUCAAAAAAAAAAGGAAACUGUUAAACAAAGAAGGCUUAAUUGAUUUAAGCAAAGUUAGGAUUUCCGAAAUUGCAGAAACAGAAUCAAAAUGCCGGAUUGAACUGCAUGAAGUUCAAAUGGAAAACGAACGGAAGAAAGGGAGAAACUUGGAUCUUGAGCAUCAAUUAUUACAGGAAAAACUUAAAUAUUACACUCACAUUAAUAAAGAAUAAUAAGUCUUUUGAUGUUAAAGUUUUUCAAGUACUAACAGAUUCUAAAUAAUAAGUUAGUUCCUCCCUUACUUCUGUUUGUUUUUAAUUUGUAUUUUAUGCAGUUCCAAUCCGCAUUUUGAUUGUGUUUCUGCAAUAUAUUUAGACGGCUA